Cavenderia fasciculata is the source of this 1107-nucleotide messenger RNA. RefSeq lists its product as uncharacterized. The record is from RefSeq and is a predicted model, not a curated record. The coding region runs from base 1 to 1107 and encodes 368 amino acids. The transcript is spliced from 2 exons. Lineage: Eukaryota; Evosea; Eumycetozoa; Acytosteliales; Cavenderiaceae.
AUGAGUUUUAAAUACCAAGAUGGCAUAGGGAAUCUAGCACCUAACUUUCCUAUUCCUCCCACUUCAACUCCAGAUAAUGUAACAAUAGAUGAGAAAAAGAAGAAAAAGAAAAAGGACAAGAAGAAAAGAUCAAGUUCAUUGUCAGCACCUUACUUUGAACCUGGAGAGUUUGUAAAAGGUUUGCCUGAUGAAAAGGACUAUGUUUACAACUAUGACAAUGUUAUCGAUGUACAAGUAGAUACUGAAAAGCAAUGGACUGAAGCUACGCUUGCAAAUUACCUCAAAGAUGCCGGGUUUGUUAGAGGUUCAUUAGAUGGCUACCAAUACAAAAAGUCAAGAUCAAACAUCAUUCCUCUCUUUAUCCAUUUUACAAACAAGAUCUUGUUUCAAGCUGGUAAACAUCACAACAAUGGUGUUUUUCAGGUUGGAGGUGAAAACUCUAAAGUAGUAAGAGAGGAGUUUGUGGAAGCAUUCUCUUUCAUUGGAUCUGAUGUAUUGGGAAAGAUGGGAACUAGAUUACCUCCACCAUAUUGUAUGAUGGCAACUUUACUUGUUGUCGCAGGAUACACAAUGGGCUUUCCAAAUUAUUGUCAAGGUCGUCUUGCAGAUACUAUUAAGCAUACUUUGGUCAAGUUCAACCUCGAGAUUCCACGUAACCAUCAAGACCUAGCUAUCAAGACUCAAUAUCAUUACAAUCGAUACUUUAGUAUGGUUGAUAAACAAAGAAUGGUUGAAUGGGACAAGUCCAAUUUAACAAACUACCUAAAGUACAAUUUAAUCGGACAGUACAGUACAACAAGGUAUCCACCAACUGAAGAGAAUUAUGAAAGAAUUAUUGCAAUGUCUAAAAUGAUUAUGAUUGAAGUAUUUUUCAAUAACUACAACAAUGAAGACAAGCCAGUAGAUGAUACCGAUUCAGUUGAAGUGGUACUUUGUAAGAUGGGUCAUAUGGUUUACAAGUAUUGGGCAAAGCAAGAUGAAUGGGCUCAUGACAUGAGAAUAAGAGUCCUAGUUGUUACCCUUUUGGCAUUUCAAACAGGUCUUGUCAAUUAUUUCUUUCCGCCAUUGAUUCCUGAUUACAUCAAGUCAGUUGUACUUGAUUAUUAA